This is a messenger RNA of Pocillopora verrucosa, 2063 nucleotides long. RefSeq names its product SH3 domain-containing protein Dlish. Lineage: Eukaryota; Metazoa; Cnidaria; Anthozoa; Scleractinia; Pocilloporidae. Gene Ontology annotation, molecular function: protein binding. The record is from RefSeq and is a predicted model, not a curated record.
CAAGCCUCAAUGUGACUCUCAAGGAGCUUUUCCGGUUGUUCCAUAGCAUCUUUAUAAGCUUGAUGCGCGCUCGUCAAGAAAUCCUUAGCGUCUAAACUAGUCGCUAUUGCCGUGAUAAAGUAAAAGGUUUGGAUCUCCGAGGAAGGACGGAUGUCUAAACGAGGGGGUAUAUCCCCCCAGACAACAGCGACCCCCUCCUUCGGACUGGUCGGCUCCUCUGUUAUCUUAAUGUACCCAGAUAUGGAAUUGAUCUUAAGGUCAUCCAGAGAUUUACGUGGAAAAUCAUCUCUUUUGAAAUCAAUAUCAACGCUCGGCGGUCCGUAAACAUUAGUCAUAAACAAACUUACUGUGUCGCGCAUGUUGUUUUGAAAGGCUAUCUCCGUGACAAGCAAAUGCUGGUGAACCCGAUGAGCAUACAUUCGCUGUUCUAAGGUAAAGUUAUCCACGUGAAGCCUGUGAUAGAACACCCCUUGUGCCACAUUAAGGCUGAAGAGCUCUUCAGUGGCAUUAGAGGAGAGAUUGGUUCGUACGACGAUCGCCGACGUGGAAGGAAUUCUCGCCCUGUGACUCGGAGUUUCUGUCCCACGCCCGUUGAAGAUCCCAGAGACAUAAACCGUGUCGCUGUAAACUGCAGUGGCCAAAUAUCCAUUACCAACACUCGGGUUCAAUCGAGGAUCAUAUGGUAGGCUCGAUGACUCGAAGUUUGUUGCAUUUGGCGUAGCAUGAACAGUUUGACAGAAGCAAACCAUUGACAGAGCGACAAUAAAUUCAUUUGCCGACGCCAUGCCUCUGACUUGUCGGUGGUUUAUCUGGGAUUUUUACGGCCGUAAUACAGUUUUACAGAGCAAGAAGCCUUAUCCACCUGAUGUCUAUCGCCCGUCAUCAAGUCAACAGCAAAACGGGACAACGACCUCAGAAGUUACGAAGUCUGCUCUAAAAAAUGGCUCGACUCCAAGCCACAAACAGGAGAAGCGAAACGUCCGAAUCAACGAAUCGGGCGUGAGACAUGAAACGCUUUUUGAACGGAAAAUUCGAGCUGCAAGUUUGGGUAAACCUGCCAACGUUCGAGUGAAAGUAACGCAAAGUUACGAGCCGGUUGAUAAAGAGGAACUUAAAGUACGAAAAGGACAGCACGUGAAAAUACUCUACCAAGAGAAUGACUGGGUUUACGCGAUUGACUCGUUAGGAAAUAAAGGGUUUAUCCCGUUGUUUUACUGCUCGACGAGAAGUGUAUCCACCGACUCGAAGUCAAGCACCUCAGGUUACGAGGAUAGUUUCGAGGAUAGCGAGGACGGAGUCGGCGAAAGAACUACGGUGGUCGUUUUCAACGAUCCUCUAAAUAGAGCAAGUCAUAGCCCAAAUAACUCAAUGACUUAUUUCCCCAAGAGAGCUUACGGUCCGCAGCUGACAGUUUUAUAUGACUAUACUGCGCAUUAUGAGAAUGACUUAAGCGUUUGUCGAGGUGAGGUUGUUAUGCUGCUAAACGAUCAAGACGAAGAUUGGUUUUGGGUCUCCACGGAUGAUGGUGAGGAAGGCUUUGUUCCUCGAUCUUUUGUCGUCUCUCACGUCUGCGAAGCCUGUGUUCAACGGUUAUCUUCACCAAACGGUACAUCGCUCAACUCACCGAACCUCAGUUCUUCUGACGUCACACCAGUAAGUUCGAGUUCGACUGGGAUGAAAGGCAAAUCAUGGCAGACGGAUGUAACCUCAUCAACAUCCAGUGAUAAGACUUACACCCUAAAAGGAACGCGUCUAAUAGUACUUUACAAUUUUGAAGGGAAGGCUUUUGACGAUUUGCCUGUUAGACCCGGAGAGUAUGUAUAUGCAAAUCUAAAGGACCAAAUUGUGCCUGGGUAUAUCUGGGCUUAUUCGCCGAAUAGUAAGAAAUCUGGGUUUAUUCCAGAUGAUCAUGUCAAGGAGCCAGUGAUAACAGAUAUAUAAUUGAUAUAAGAAGUUUGCAUUUCAAUAACAAUCACAGAAACUCUCUCCACAACAGGUUAAAUGCCCCUCUCGUUGAAGGCUAGGACUAAGAAAUAAUGAGAAAUUUCUGAUGUAUAAGUCUA